CACAAAGACGGGCAGACGGCCGAAGGCAACAGUGGACGGAACGUCGUUGGCUCGAGUGCACGCGAGCCUGAGAAAGAGUGGGGGCGAACGAGGGGAGCCGAGUGGUAGUUUAGAGUGUAUUAACACAUUGCGGACGGAUGACGAGAUAUCUCGUCUUUCCUAUUUCGUCGUUAGGGGCCGGUGACGAGAUAUCUCGUCUUUCAUAUUGCGUCGUUAGAGGCCGUUGGCGAAAUAUCGCACAGUUGCUACGUGAUAGUCAAGGGCAGUUUUUGUAAUGACAGAGAAAGAGUGAAGGAGGGAAAGAAAGGGCAAGAGGCAUGCGCGAUCCGUGGUAGUGGUGCACAGUGCGCGCGCGGUGCAGUCUCGUCGACGGCGCGAGAGAGAAAGAGAGACGGGAUAGGGAACACGUCGUGGCGUGUGGGCUCGGCUCGGCUCAGCUCGGCUUGUCUCGACUCGGCUCGCGAUUCCUUCCCGCAUCCGUUAUGACGGUACAGUGAUCCAGCGCUAGGCGCUGCGCGUCCGGGCAUCGUCUCCCUUCUCGGCCAGGAGAGAGAGGGAGGAAGAGAGAGAGGGAGAACACGACGACGCGCUAUCUCGCGCAACUCGGCGCACCCUUCUCGCGUUCGCGUGGAAAAAGCCCGUAGAGGUGACGAUGGAGGCGCGACGCAGCUCGCGAGUCUGACCGCUAGACGGCCGCGCUUCUCCGGCAUACUCUCGAGGAUCUCCCUCGGCUCGGCGCUGGACGACUCUCUCAAUAGGUGUGUUCGCGCGCGGCCAUGUGCCGCGCCGUCACCGCGCCCGCUCCGCGUGUGUCUCCUCCCUGCGGAUCGUCGUCGCGCGUCGCAUCGCCGCGGUCGCUCAAGUGUUUUGUCGUGUAGUAGUAGUCGGCGAACGCGUAGUCGAUCGGUCGGUCGGUUUCGCGGCUCAGUGGAUGCCUCGCCGGCGCGUCUCGUAGUCGACGUCCGCGUCGUCGUCGGUGUGUUGGUGCGUGCGACGAGUGAACAACGAGAAGGAGCCGCGCGACUUUUUUCCCUUUUCUCCGCCCUUGUAUUUUUGUCCGGCUCGUAGCUAGCGAGUCGUAGAAGAUAGCGCGAGGGAAGGAGGAGGAUAGAGAGCGAACGAACGGCCGAGCGAGAGAGAGAAAGAGAGGGAGAGAGAGAGAGCGACAGGGAAGAGGAGGUGGCAGUCGAGGGAAAAGAGAGCAAGAGCGAGCGAACGAGCGAGGGUCGCUAGUCGGCGGACUCGGUCGUCGGAGUUCGGUGUCGGUACUCCGCGAGCUUUCCAGCGGACGCGAGAGAGAGAGAGAGGAGCGAGCGAGACUGCCGGAGAGAGAAAGAGAGAGUGACAGAAAGAGAGACAACGCGAGAGGGAGCGCGAGUGGCGUAUCAAGAUGGCGCAUAAUUUGGCACCGAGCGUCAACUGCUCGCUCGACGACAUUGACCUGAACGCUCUGAAGGAACCGGCUGGAAUCUUCGAGCUGAUAGAAGUGGUCGGCAAUGGAACAUACGGCCAAGUUUACAAGGGUCGGCACACCAAGACCGGUCAGCUGGCGGCCAUCAAGGUCAUGGACGUCACGGAGGACGAGGAGGAAGAGAUAAAGUUGGAAAUAAACGUACUCAAGCGGUACUCGAAUCAUAGAAAUAUAGCUACGUAUUACGGUGCCUUCGUGAAGAAGUCAUCACCCGGCAAAGACGAUCAAUUAUGGCUGGUUAUGGAGUACUGCGGAGCUGGCUCCGUUACGGACCUCGUCAAGUCCACCAAGGGCCAGAGCUUGAAAGAGGAGUGGAUAGCCUAUAUCUCGCGAGAAAUACUGAGGGGGCUUAGUUAUCUUCAUAGCAAUAAAGUUAUCCACAGGGACAUUAAGGGACAGAACGUCCUGCUGACUGACAACGCGGAAGUCAAACUCGUCGAUUUCGGCGUCAGCGCACAAUUGGAUAGAACGAUAGGUAGAAGAAACACGUUCAUCGGCACACCGUACUGGAUGGCUCCGGAAGUUAUCGCUUGCGACGAGAAUCCAGACGCUACUUACGACAAUAGGAGCGACCUCUGGUCGCUCGGGAUUACCGCUUUGGAAAUGGCUGAAUCACAACCUCCGCUCUGCGAUCUUCAUCCCAUGAGAGCUUUGUUCCUGAUCCCGCGUAACCCACCGCCGAGACUCAAGUCGAAAAAGUGGGCGAAAAAGUUUCACGGAUUCAUCGAGACGGUGCUGGUGAAGGAUUACCAUCAGAGGCCGUACACGGAACAGCUCCUCAAACAUCCGUUCAUACGGGACCAGCCUACGGAGAGGCAAGUUAGAAUACAGCUCAAGGACCACAUCGAUCGCUGCAAAAAGCGCAAACAGGAGAAAGAAAGGGACGACUACCGAUACAGCGGUAGUGAAAACGAAGAGGACGAGCCGGCGUUGGCGGGCGAGCCGUCGUCCAUCGUUCAGGCGCCCGGCGGUGAUACGUUGCGCCGCAACUUCCAGCAGAUUCAGGAGGGCAGGACUCUGACGCAGGACGUGCCUCCUCAGGCGCCCGCUGCUAAAGAGAAGCCGGGCAACAGGUCUCAGAGAGAGGUGCCGGAACCCGGGCCACCUGCCAGGCCGGCUAUACCGCACAGACUCAUAGUGGUGCCAGAUCCUCAACCACCGUCUCGUCCGUUACCCCCGACACCCCGAGACGAUCCCCGGCAACCGCACAAAGUAUCCACGCCGCCUUCCAAUCAUCAGACACCUGCCGGAGGAGGAGGGGGAGGAGGAGGGGGAGGUAGCGGAGGAUCCGGUGGACAACCGGCACCUCAGAGGAAUAGUCACGUCUUCAAGCCUAUGCUGCCACCGAGAAGGCCCGAGGACUUGGACAUGCUGGCUGCUCAACUCAACGAGCUUGGUGUGUCACAGGGCCCCGAGGCCCCGCCGAGGCCAAACAGGCAGCAUAAGGGCCCUGCAGCCUCGUCUACUUCGAAUUCGGUGCAGCCCGCAGGUGGUAACGAUCAGAACAACAAACAGAUGCCGCAAUCCUCCAGUAUUCUCGAUCAAGCCCUAUCGAUCGAUAGUGACAGCGACGACGAUCUGGAGGAUGCUGGAGGUAACAAUCUGAGAAACGACGGUACCCUGUUGGCAAGCGACCCACCGAAGCCGCUUCCCGAAUUUUCUCCUUUCAGACCGUCAUCGGAUUCGUCAUCGUCGUCUUCGCACAAUGCUCAAAACUCCCAUCACGAAGACAAGCCGAAAGGAGGAGCACCGAAUCGCCCGCUCCCACCAACCCCCGAUGAGGAAGAAUCGGGAGAUCGUACGCUAGUCAUGAAACGAAAACUUAGUCAGAUGUCAGACGAUCGUGCCACGGCUAGCGGCAACCGGCGUUCAGAGAUAGACGAGCAGCUGCUCCUGAAAGAGUGGGAUAUCUUCCACUUCUUUCAGGGUUUUAACGAAAAGCUGGACAAAAUAAAGCAGGAGCGUCCGCAAGAGGAGGUCGGCGGUGGCGCUAGCAAGCCCGGCAACGAGGAUCGCUCCUCUUCGUCUAGCGAAAGAACGUUGAAGCGACAGGAGCAGUUAGCCCGACGGAAACACGAGCAACAGCAACAGCAGCAACACCAUCAAAAGCAACCGCAACAGCAGCAAUUGAAGCCGAUUCACAGGCGGCAAGAGAGCGACUCGAAAUUGGGCAAUGCCUCGAGCGCGUUCGCGCGCGCCUUCCGCCGCGAGAAUUCCGACUUUUUCCCGUCCGCGCGACACUCGGCUUACCUGCACAAGUCCUCGGACUCGUCGAGGUCCAGUAUAUUCGCCAGCGGCAAUCGGCGCGGCAGCGAGAUUAGCGUCGCCGGUAUUGCCGGUAAGAAGGGCGCCGCCCUGAGCUCGGGCGAGCCGGUGCUGACGGACUUCUCGUUGAGCCGGGACGGCCCGCAGAGGCCGAGGCGAGAGAAGACCGAGAGCGAGAUCGUCUUCGGUAGUAGGCACGAGGCGAGGAGGUACGCGGAUUUCGGACGCGAUAAAGACGAGAUCGCAAGAAGACGCAGUUGUAGACCGUCGGACGCCAGUACGGCCUCCGCCGUCGUCGUGCUCGACGAUGCGGGAACGAUUAAGUCGACGGCCAGUACGACGGCCAGCGAGUACAGCCCCAUUGUCACCCAGAAUCGCGAGGGUGGUGAUCGUUCAAGAAGCGGAGGCGGCGGUGAUUUCCAAAGAUCCGACUCGUCACCAGGCUCGCGACCCAGUUCGGUCUUACCGGAUCUCCUGACUUCUUCGCCGGGUCAACGACAGGACAAGUCAACCAGUGAGGAGUAUCGCCAAGCGGUUAAGUCACCUCCCCCGUUUGCGCUCCAACAGAAGCAGAGGUCCUUCCUCACGUUCGGAUUUGGAGCCGGACCGGCGAGGAGAGAGUCCCACGUGAACGUCAACGUGACCCCCACCAGUCACGACUUAGCGUCGGAUACGCCCGAGAUACGCAAGUACAAGAAGCGCUUCAACAGCGAGAUCCUAUGUGCCGCGUUAUGGGGAGUCAACCUGUUAAUCGGCACCGAGAACGGUUUGAUGCUGUUGGACAGGAGCGGACAGGGCAAGGUUUACCAGUUGAUCAGCAGAAGACGUUUCCAACAGAUGGAGGUGCUCGAGGGUCAGAACAUUCUGGUGACGAUCAGCGGCAAGAAGAACCGGGUGCGCGUCUAUUAUCUUUCCUGGCUGAAGAGCAAGAUCCUGCGCACGGACGGUCACAGUGACCAAGUCGAACGGCGCAACGGCUGGAUUAACGUGGGCGAUCUGCAGGGCGCUGUGCAUUUUAAGAUAGUGAAAUACGAGAGGAUAAAGUUCCUCGUGAUCGCGCUGAAGGAUUCCAUCGAGAUUUACGCGUGGGCGCCGAAGCCGUAUCACAAAUUCAUGGCUUUCAAGUCCUUCGGCGAGCUCGCGCACAGACCGCUCCUGGUCGAUCUCACAGUCGAGGAGGGCACGAGGCUGAAGGUGAUCUACGGUAGCGCAGAUGGCUUUCAUGCGGUCGACUUGGACUCGGCAACGGUUUACGACAUAUAUCUACCGAAGCAUACUCAAGGCCCCAUUUGCCCGCACUGUAUAGUGGCGCUACCAAACAGCAACGGUAUGCAGUUGCUGCUCUGUUACGACAACGAGGGUGUCUACGUGAAUACAUACGGCAGGGUCUCGAAGACGAUGGUCCUUCAAUGGGGCGAAAUGCCCACGAGCGUCGCAUAUAUCGGUACAGGACAGAUCAUGGGCUGGGGUAACAAGGCGAUCGAGAUCAGAAGCGUGGAGAGCGGCCACCUCGACGGUGUCUUCAUGCACAAGAAGGCUCAACGGCUCAAGUUCCUCUGCGAACGUAACGAUAAGGUAUUCUUCUCGUCGGCGAAGGGCGGUAGUUCGUGCCAGAUUUACUUCAUGACCCUGAACAAACCGGGCAUGGCCAACUGGUGAUCCCGAAUGAGGCCGAGUCUGGCCCCACCACGAUUACCUACGCGGACACAACCGUCGUCGCAUCACAAUUCUCCACGCGUUUCGGGAUACACAGCGUCAGCGCGCACGCUCACGACCCGCCCUCCACUGCCAGGAUCCAGCGCCUUGUUGGAGACCAGGAAGUGCGUACACCGUAGCCAACAUCUUUAUCAAUAUCACCAGCAGCAGCAGUAUCAUUAUCAUCAGCAGCAGCAGCAUCAAUAUCGUCUGAAUCGUUAUCAUUAUUCGCGUAAUCUUUCGUACAAUUACGACUACGAGGAGGACGAAGAGUACGACGACAGGUUCCAGCGGUACUCACGGCUGCCUCCGCUGCGAAGCGCGCCCGGGACGUUAAUGUUCGUGAAUCUACUCGUCAAGAGAUUCCUCUGUUUUCUCACUUGCUCGCCCUGCGGACUGCGCGGCGCGGCCUAAACGUGCUGAAAACGAACGCAGAGGGAGAGAGAGAGAGAGAGAGAGAGAGAGAGAGAGAGAGAGAGAGAGAGAGAGANAGAGGAUCUUUUUCCUCUCGCGAGAGAAGUGCCCACGGCGAGAGUUACAUUUGCACGCUGGUAAAUCGUAUUACAAAAGUAUUCCCUACUAUAUAUGUAUUAUUUCUCUCUCUCUUUUCAUUUUUUAAUAUAAACCUACCGCUUUAAUUACCACACACACACACGAACACACACACACACACACACACACACACACACACACACAACACACACGCACUCUACCGAUAAGUCUUGUACUUGUUUGGCAUAUGUACACGUAAACUCUUAAUUCUCGAAGGAACUUUAAUGUUAACACGACGGAACAAAAAAAAGUGUAUUUUACUGCGUCUGAUCGAAUUAGAUAAUGACAUAAGAGUGUUUUAUACGGUGAAUAUAAUUUAGAACGACGUAAUAAAGCAUGAACUUCAUUUGUGCUGAUCUUUCUAGUAUGCGAGAGAGUAGGAGGUGUGUAGUAGACGUAAGAGAACUGGGGACAGCGCUGACGAAUUACCAGUGACGCAGAGAGAGAGAGAGAGAGAGAGAGACGGUCGAUCAUAUCGUGCGAACGAUACUAUUUUCAGUGUGAGGAAACUCGUGCAAUAUUCGACGGAUUGGUCUGUCUGUUUCGAGAGACAAACUUCCGACAGAACGAAACAGAACGAGAGAGAGAGAGAGAGAGAGAGAGAGAGAGAGAGAGAGAGAGAGAGAGGGAGGGAGAGAGUGAGAGACUUUUCUUGCUUCAAGCAAGGCAAGGAGACGCUCGGAAAUAAUCGAAUCGUGGUAUCGUCGAAGGGGAUCACGAAGCAUGAAGGAACUAAGAGCCUCGCGUGUGCCGUGUUCGCGCUUGUGAUUCUUUCUCGGCGACGUAGUUUGUUAAUUUUUUCAGUGAGAGGAAAGGCGUUCCACCGCGUUAGCAGCGGUGUAAACGCGCGAGUAGCGGUGACCUUAGUGAGAAUGAAAAAGGGGGAGACGUCGCGAGGCAAACGCACGUGUCACGCGACAAACGCCGCCGAGGCACCGCCGAUAACACGGAAACGACGACGACGACACAUCGUGACGCACGACGCGAUAUCAUAAUAAAAAUUAGUAUUAAGCGAGAGUAAUUACUAAUGUUAAUUAAUUGUAUAGUUAUAGCAGGUGGGGGAUUCUUUCCGCCGCGAGGCUCGCGCGGACAAGUGCGAAAACGAAAACUACGACGACGACGACGACGACUAUGCGAGUCGACGUUAGAAAACGGUAGAGAGAAAGAGAGAGAGAGAGAGAGGGAGAGAGAGAGAGAGAGAGAGAGAGAGAGAGAGAGAGAGAGAGAGAGGCAUCGCGGACGAGACGCAUUUUUACAAAAGGAGGAGAAAAAACGAGAUUAGAUAUUAAUUAUAUAUACCGUAGGGACUUUUCGUGACGCGCACGAUGUGACGAGACUACAAGUAGCCGAGUUUCUGUUUCUCCACGGUAUCUUCGAGUGAAAACAGAGUUUCGAAACUUACGUUUGAUACACGCGUCCCUGUAUUAACGUAAAAGGAAAACAGAAGAAGAAGAAAUGAUAAAUCCACGCGCGAAGCACGCGUCCAUAGUUUCGUCAUGAUGUGUGUGACGAGCAACGUGAGCGAGACGACGACGACGACGACGAUAGUCUUCGGCUUUUUGUAAGAAAUUUGUAACUUAGCGAGACUACGCGCACUAUUAAGUGAGGAGCGUCCCGGCCCUUCCGUUUACCUGCUCGUUCCUUCGCGCGCCGCUCCCAGUUCCGCCUCGAAGCGUUAUUACGAUCUGAUCUCAUAAUCUUAAAGAUACUCCGCGGUUGAAAGGGAAUCCUUAAUAAUUGUCGUCGCGAUUUUAUCGAUGUUGGAUUAUCCUCGAGCGGGCUUAUGACGUUAAUAACGAUGAAGGGCAGAAACGAGCUACGAGAAAAAUGUAGAGAGAAGGAGAGUGUAAAUUAUAAGUUAACUCUUUGUUCACGUUGUUCGAUAUCAGAAUUAUUGGACGUAAACGCAAUUAGCGUUAUUAUACGUAAUAUGUUACAGCCAGGAGUGUCUCACCGAUAGCGGGUCGCGGGAAAGAGAAAGAGAGAUAGAGAGAGACAGCGGAGUACAUUUAAUUAACGUUACCAACGUGAGACACGUGACGGGAGCCAAGCGCGACGGGAGAAUUAAAAGUCAACCAAUUAAGAGACGAACUAAUCGCGAUUACUCGUUCUCAAACUUCGAAGAUUCGGCCGAGAAUAAGACAAUUGGCGCCGGUAACGAGGAUAUAGAGCGGAUUUGCGGUAAGCGAUAUAUAUAUUUAUAUAUAUAUAUCCCGACGAUGUCUUCUUUUCUCCGGCUUUUUCUUCGCGUGUGUGUGUGUUCAGCGGCAGUGUAGGUCGACAUAUCUUCGCUCUCGUGGCGCGCUUUCGAUCGCGCCGAAGCGAUCGACUUUUUUUUUUACGAUAAACGCGAUUUAACGCGAAGCGAACUAACAAAUCGCGAAUAUACGUUCUACACGGCGCCUUAUUUGGCGGCACGUUGAUUAGAUUAGAGACGUAAAAAACACCGGAUGGAAGAGAAAAAAAGAGAGAGAGAGAGGGGGGGGGAGUGGUUUUUCGUUGACCGAUCGAGGACGAAAGCGCGAGCGAGAUUGUACACACUCAUUUAUUUAUUUGUAAAUAAAUAAAUAAAUACACGACGUGCCACGGGAAACACGCGGGGGAUGAUAAAACUUCUGAUGCCUCGUCGACAGCGAUUUCACGGCGCGCUGUGCCAUGGUUGCCGCGAUCGCCGCCGGAGACGGAGUCGUGUGUAACGUUUGUCCCACAAUCGUCUGGAAUCUUGAAUCCGCACCACUGAGAGGUGUGCUGGCUCGUCAGUUGGUAGCGUAGAUAUCGGUAGAUCACGUUCGCACGCGCGGCGCGAUACGUUUUUUAUAUACCGUUAUUAAACGAGGAGGCGCACAGGAAGGGACGGAGGCUCCGCGUAGUGCAACGAAAGACUGCUUUUUAAAACGAGGAGAAAAAGCUUUUUAUCCGCGCGAGGUCGGAGAACGAGUGAGACAAAUUGAACGAAAGAGGGGGAGAGUGAGUGCAUAGAGAGAACGAGAAUGAGAGAGAGAGAGAGAGAGAGAGAGAGAGAGAGAGAGAGAGAGAAUUAGUGAGAGAGAACGUUUAGUGAGCGACAAGUGUUUUCUGGCAAAAAAUAGCGCACCUCCGGGCGCUUAUUUACGAUUAACAGGAAUUUGCAUAAAAA
Dinoponera quadriceps is the source of this 9119-nucleotide messenger RNA. It is a transcript of the gene msn, whose product is annotated as serine/threonine-protein kinase mig-15. Gene Ontology annotation, biological process: protein phosphorylation. The record is from RefSeq and is a predicted model, not a curated record. The transcript is spliced from 22 exons. Gene Ontology annotation, molecular function: protein kinase activity; ATP binding. Lineage: Eukaryota; Metazoa; Arthropoda; Insecta; Hymenoptera; Formicidae. Bases 1391 to 5395 code for a protein of 1334 amino acids.